Messenger RNA from Vidua chalybeata, 7978 nucleotides. It is a transcript of the gene GRM1, whose product is annotated as glutamate metabotropic receptor 1. Gene Ontology annotation, biological process: G protein-coupled glutamate receptor signaling pathway; regulation of synaptic transmission, glutamatergic. The coding region runs from base 21 to 3578 and encodes 1185 amino acids. The transcript has 8 exons. Lineage: Eukaryota; Metazoa; Chordata; Aves; Passeriformes; Viduidae. Gene Ontology annotation, cellular component: postsynaptic density membrane. The record is from RefSeq and is a predicted model, not a curated record. Gene Ontology annotation, molecular function: G protein-coupled receptor activity involved in regulation of postsynaptic membrane potential; adenylate cyclase inhibiting G protein-coupled glutamate receptor activity.
UUCCUACAUGUCCUUAAACCAUGUGCAGGCAAGGGGAGCCCAUGAAAUUCGUAACCUGGGUCUGGAUGACAUCGUGCAACAAAAUGAUUGGUGUGCUGCUGGUCUUUUUCCCUGCUCUGCUCCUGGAGAUGGGCGUGCUGCCCAAGAGUGGUGGUUGGAAGGUUCUUCUCUCUGCAGCCUCCUCACAACGGUCGGUGGCUCGGAUGGAUGGGGAUGUCAUCAUUGGGGCCCUCUUCUCUGUCCAUCACCAGCCACCAGCCGAGAAAGUGCCGGAGAGGAAGUGCGGGGAAAUCAGGGAGCAAUACGGCAUCCAGAGAGUCGAAGCCAUGUUUCACACUUUGGAUAAAAUUAAUGCAGACCCGGUCCUGCUACCUAACAUCACCCUGGGCAGUGAGAUCCGAGACUCCUGCUGGCACUCGUCUGUGGCCCUGGAGCAGAGCAUCGAGUUCAUACGGGACUCUCUCAUCUCCAUCAGGGACGACAGGGACGGAGGCACCCGCUGCAUUUCCGACUCGCAGACUCAGCCCCAGACCAGAGUGAAAAAGCCCAUUGCGGGGGUCAUCGGCCCUGGCUCCAGCUCAGUUGCUAUCCAAGUCCAAAAUCUGCUCCAGCUCUUCGACAUCCCCCAGAUUGCCUACUCUGCCACCAGCAUCGACCUGAGCGACAAAACGCUGUACAAGUACUUCCUCAGGGUGGUCCCCUCCGACACGCUGCAGGCCAGGGCCAUGCUUGACAUCGUCAAGCGUUACAACUGGACCUACGUCUCCGCCGUGCACACGGAAGGAAAUUAUGGGGAAAGCGGAAUGGAAGCCUUCAAAGAGUUGGCUGCCCAAGAGGGUCUCUGCAUUGCUCACUCUGACAAGAUCUACAGCAACGCUGGCGAGAAGAGCUUUGAUCGCCUGCUCCGCAAGCUGCGAGAGAGGUUACCCAAGGCUAGAGUGGUGGUGUGCUUCUGCGAGGGAAUGACAGUCAGGGGCAUCCUCAUCGCCAUGCGGCGCCUGGGAGUGCUUGGGGAGUUCCUGCUAAUUGGAAGUGACGGCUGGGCAGACAGAGAUGAGGUCAUUGAAGGCUAUGAGCCCGAGGCAAAUGGAGGCAUUACUAUCAAGCUGCAGUCUCCCGAGGUGCUGGCAUUUGAUGACUACUACCUGAAGCUGCGGCUGGACACCAACACCCGCAACCCCUGGUUUCCCGAGUUCUGGCAGCACAGAUUUCAGUGCCGCAUUCCAGGGCACCCGCUAGAGAAUCCCAACUUCCAGAAGAAUUGCACUGGCAAUGAGAGCUUAGAAGAAAAUUAUGUGCAGGACAGUAAAAUGGGAUUUGUCAUCAAUGCAAUAUACGCUAUGGCUUAUGGGCUACAAAACAUGCAUCAUUCCCUUUGCCCUGGACAUGUUGGACUGUGUGAUGCUAUGAAGCCAAUUGAUGGCAGCAAGCUCCUGGAGUUCCUCCUCAAAUCCUCAUUCAUUGGUGUUUCUGGAGAAGAAGUUUGGUUUGAUGAAAAGGGAGAUGCCCCUGGAAGAUAUGACAUCAUGAACCUACAGUACAUAGAGCCCAACCGCUACGACUAUGUCCUUGUUGGGACCUGGCAUGAGGGCGUGCUCAACAUUGAUGACUACAGGAUUCAGAUGAAUAAGAGCGGAAUGGUCCGAUCCGUGUGCAGCGAGCCUUGCCUGAAGGGCCAGAUUAAGGUGAUCAGGAAGGGAGAAGUGAGCUGCUGCUGGAUUUGCACUGCUUGCAAGGAGAAUGAAUUUGUUCAGGAUGAAUUCACAUGUAAAGCCUGUGAGCUUGGCUGGUGGCCAAAUGCUGACCUGACAGGCUGUGAACCCAUCCCUGUAAAGUAUCUCCAGUGGAGCAAUAUAGAGUCUAUUGUGGCCGUGGCCUUUUCCUGCCUGGGGAUCCUGGUCACCAUGUUUGUCACCCUUAUCUUUGUGCUCUACAGAGACACCCCUGUUGUCAAGUCCUCCAGCCGCGAGCUCUGCUAUAUUAUCCUGGCUGGCAUCUUUCUGGGUUACGUCUGCCCUUUCACCCUUAUAGCUAAACCCACCACGACGUCCUGCUACCUCCAGCGCCUUCUGGUGGGCCUCUCCUCCGCCAUGUGUUAUUCCGCCCUCGUGACCAAAACCAACCGCAUCGCGCGCAUCCUGGCGGGCAGCAAGAAGAAGAUCUGUACCCGCAAGCCCCGCUUCAUGAGCGCCUGGGCUCAGGUGGUCAUCGCCUCCAUCCUGAUCAGCGUGCAGCUGACACUGGUGAUCACGCUGAUCAUCCUAGAGCCCCCCAUGCCCAUCCUCUCCUACCCCAGCAUUAAGGAAGUUUACCUUAUCUGCAACACCAGCAACCUGGGCGUUGUGGCUCCUGUGGGCUACAAUGGACUCCUCAUCAUGAGCUGCACGUACUACGCCUUCAAGACUCGCAAUGUGCCUGCCAAUUUCAACGAGGCAAAGUACAUUGCAUUCACCAUGUACACCACUUGUAUCAUCUGGCUGGCCUUCGUGCCCAUCUAUUUCGGCAGCAACUACAAGAUCAUCACCACCUGUUUCGCAGUGAGCCUGAGCGUGACAGUGGCUCUGGGGUGCAUGUUCACUCCUAAGAUGUACAUCAUUAUAGCCAAGCCUGAGAGGAAUGUCCGCAGUGCCUUCACCACCUCAGACGUGGUGCGUAUGCAUGUCGGGGAUGGCAAGGCACCUUGCAAGUCCAACACUUUCCUCAACAUAUUCCGGAGAAAGAAGCCAGGGGCUGGAAAUCCAAAUUCUAAUGGAAAGUCUGUGUCAUGGUCUGAACCAGGUGGAAGACAAGAUCCAAAGGGGGAACAUACGUGGCACAGACUCUCAGUGCAUGUGAAGAACCAGGAGACAGGGUGCAAUCAGACAGCGGUGAUCAAACCCCUCACUAAAGACUACCACGGCCAAAGUCUGACUUUUACUGACAUCAGCACUAAGACUCUGUACAAUGUGGUGGAGGAAGAAGACAGAGAGCCCGUUCACCUCAACCAGUCCAGCAGUCCUUCCAUGGUGGUGCACAGGCGGGUGGCAACGACCCCCCCACUGCAGGCCACGGCGGAGGAAACCCAACUCUUCUUGCCUGAGCAGUCCCCCAAGACUCUGCCCCUGCAGCCACAGUCUCUCAUGGACCAGCUGCAAGGAGUGGUCAACAAGUUUGCCACCGGCAUCCCCGACUUCAAUGCUGUCCUCCCCACUCCUGGCUCAGGGAAUGGCGUGCGGCCCCCCUGCCCACCCCCGCCACCCCAGCAGCCGCCCCUGCAGCCUUUCCUGGUGGCUGCCUUCAGCAAGGAGCCCCUGUCUCCCCCAGCUGAGGAAGCUGAAAGUGAGAAGGUGAAGCUCAUUCAGGGAUAUGUGUAUGAAAAGAGCACAGAGGAGGAGGAGGAUGAGGAGCCGGCAACCAGCAAACUGACUCUAGAAGACUCUCCAGCGCUGACGCCCCCAUCCCCUUUCCGGGAUUCAGUGGCUUCGGGCAGCUCCGUGCCCAGCUCCCCUGUGUCAGAGUCGGCGCUCUGCACACCCCCAGAUGUGACCUACGCCUCUGUCAUCCUGAGGGAUUAUAAGCAAAGCUCGUCCACCCUGUAGAUGCUGCAAGAGACAAGAUGGGAAGGACUUUGGCAGCUGCCUACUGGGAGGACUUGUGGAGACAAGCCUCCCAGGGCUGUGGGAGAGAGAGCACAGAACAGUGACAAAUGACAGGGCAAAAUUUUCAUCCUGAACUUAAAUAACUAAAAUGAAACAAAAAGAAAAUAAAAAAAUCCAUUCUGAGGGCUCAAGAUUCUCUAUCUGUUAAAAAUAAAAAUACUGUACUUUUGGGAAAAUGUUAGGAAACCAUAACAAAGCACAAACUAAAGGAACAUCUUCUAUAGCAAAAAAAAAAAAAAAAAGAAUAAUCACACAGGAAAAAAAAAUAUAAUCACACUUAGUCACACCCUCUCUUGGCAAUGCUUCAAAAGGACUUUGGGAAGUGUGACCUGGAGAAGUCAGUAGCACACGUCAUGACUGCUGUCUGUCUGCUAUGGGAGUAACACACCCAGGAGCUGGAAGGGCAGAUUGUGGUGCAGGGGAACAAAGCUACUUGUAUAUGAGACAUAUAUGCAUAAACAAUUUUUUCCUGAUUUCUACAGGUGGCAUAACUGUGGAACUUUAUUUUGGGGAGAGGAGAUGACAUAAUGUGAAAGCACAUGGCUCUUACUGACUCCUAUCUGAAAGAUUUGUUCUUCAUACUAGGCUGCUUUUUGGGGGAUUUGGGCUUCUUUUAAUGUUGAUUGUGAGCAGAGCAAGAAAUAUGAUAAGUUAAGACUCAAAAGGUUUCUGAAGAAAGCCUUGCCAUACUACUUGUGAUAUGAUAAGGACUUUAAAAAACUGCCCUUUUGUAUAAGGUUGAAAACCAUGUGGCUAAACUGUUACACAACAUUUCCUGUAGCAGAACAAUAUUAAUUGACUAUCUUUUCAUAAAAUAACGUAUUUUGCCAUGCCAUUGCAUCAUUCCUUUGUGUUACUUUGGAAUCAAAUGCAUUGAGAAAUAGCUGUUUACUUAGAGCAACAACUGUUAGUCUGGAAGAAAGGCAAUUCCACAUUGGGGGUUAUGGAGCCUCCCGGCAAGAGAGUGAGCGUACGUUUGUGUAUCUGUAUGCGUGGGUACGGUGUGUGUGAAGAGUAAUGUCCAAUAACUACCACUGGGAGUUUGUCUUAUAUACUAUGAAUAUUUUUAUGUUUAAAUUAUGUUUUUAUAUCGCAUUGGUACAAAUAUUCGAUAGAUCUUUGAAGGUUUGUAUGCUGUGCUAGCAUAUCUUUUUUUUUCAUAUACAAGCUGAGACAGUCGUUACCCUUAUAAUAGGGUGCUUUGUUUUGCAGAUAUUUUAUGAAGUAGACAUAAGAUAUUAAUAAACAGUGCAUUGAGAACUUGUUAUUUUACAUGUUUUGCAGUAAGUGUGGCUAACCAGAAAAAAAAAAAAAAAAAAAAAAAAGGUCUGUUUUAGAACUCUUGCAGAUGAGAGACGGGAAAAGUAAUCCAACUAUUUCACUGCUUCAGAUAAUUUAAAAUAAAAUCAUGUCAGGACAGGAAAUUUCACCAGUGCUUAAUGUGUGCAUAAAUUCCCAGGUGUUGCUAUUGACAGUUCUUUUAAACCCUUUAUGAUGUUUAGUUGCAUGUUCUUUCCUUAUUCUUUCACUUCUUGUAUUUAAUAUACAAUAUAGCUUAAAUGUCACUUCCAGGCAGUUGUAGUUCUGUCAUUUAUUCCUCCUCCUCCUCCUCUAUCUUUCAUGUGUUUCCUAGAGAUGGGCCUAAUCCAAAGUUCCCUAAUGACUGGCAUGAUAAAAGUCCAGGUCUAAUUGCUGUAGCCUGAACUUAAUUAUAGUGAUGAUUACCCUAUUUAUAAAUGUGCUUAUUAUACAUACAUAGAUCAGGAUUUUAGCUGCAAUGAUCUUUGCUUGUGCUGCUGAAUUCAGCUGAGGAUGACGAUCUGUCCCACAGUUCCACAGUUUAUUUCAAAAAUAUUUUAAAGGAACCUCUUCCUGUUAAUAUAGUUGCAAACCCUGAUUUUAACCAUGCUUCUUUUGAAUAUUCUAGCAGAGUUUUUCUGAAUUAAUCAUAAUUCUACUAUUUUUCUUUCUUUUCACUUGAAUUUUAAGAAGUCCUGCUUGUUAUCAGUUCUUCUCUGGAGAUCCAAAUCUCAUAGUUUAUCCCUAAUUAUGCAGUAUUGGUAUUGGAAGGUUUGGCUCAUAUUCAAAACCAGAGAGAGUCUUUUUUUUCUCAUUUCACAAUGUUUGUGAUUAUUAUAAUAUAUAUUUAUGAUAUAAUAUAUAUUGUAUAUUAUAUAAUAAUAUAUAAUAUUCAAUAUUACUUGUGACCAAUUGCUAUCAUCGUUGAUGUGGAAAGCAUGAAAUGACUUUGCCCAAAGACAUGUUUUUGUCAGUAUAUUGAUGUCUCUAUAAUGAAUUGAAGACACCUGAGGGUUAGUUGGUUGAUUUUUUGUUCUGCUUGGGGCUUUUAGGGGGAUAAUUUUUGUUGCUGUUUCUUUUAUUUAAAGUGCUGAUUACUCCUUAAAGCAGCGAGAAAAAUGCCAUAUCUUCUUUGCUGAUCACUGCACUGGCAAUGAAUUCUAUCUUCUAAUAAUUGUAGUAUAAGAUCUGCUGUGCUGUUUCCAAAAACAUACAUUGUCAGUAGCACAGAGCUGAUACUAAGAAGCCAGUCUUUGAAGAUCUGAGAGAGAUAAGAAAAAGAAAUAUUGCAGAUUUGUAUAGACUAGGAGACAGCAAUGUGGCAAGGUAAUAUACUGUUUUCAUAUCUGUCUGUUUUGAACAUAUUAAGCACUGAUUUUAUUACUGCAAUGUAAUUAUAUCAUGAGUAGGAGUUUUCUCGAAAUCCAGUAUAUUAGCUUUUAGUUUGUAAUUGUUAGAACUGGAAACAUACACAUACAUAAAUAUAUCUAAAGAGCAAGAACUCACCUUGUGUAUGCAGCUGUAUGAGCUAUGAAGCUUUCUGUAGAAGUUCUUUCCUUUGGUCUGUCAGAUGCUUGAUGAAAACUGCCUUUUUGUCAAAAUGAUAUUGAAAAUGCUGUAAAAUAAAUAUUUUUUAUUUAUUAUUUAAAAUAGAAUGCCACAAUUUUAAAUUUUUUUGUUUCUUGAAUAGGAAAUAGUCAUGUAUAAUAAUUAAUUGUUCCAGGGCUUUUCAGCAUCAUGAAUAAGAGAUGGUGGGAUGUUUAAAUGGAGAUAGGUAUUGAUUAAAUUGUAUCAUGAAUGUGAGAUGAUGGAGGGUUGAAGGAUUUUGCUUAGGUAAAAACCCCCAGCUUUUUGGGAUCUUAAUAAAAUUCAGAAGCACUGUAACUUUGUAUUCAGGCAGACAAGUUGUAGAAGAGAAUUUAAUGGGAAAUGACAGCAAAUUUUGCUUCCCAAGGACAUGGGAAAACACCAGCCCUUCUCUGAAAAUUGAGAUGUCUGCUUCUCCCAUCAGGGAAAUUGCAAUAUGGUUUCUUGACAGCUAUAAAUGAUAGCCAUUGAGCCUGCCUGGCAUUUUUGUGUCCUACCUUUACUGCUUCUGGAUACAGCAAAGUACUGGGACUCCUGACUUCUGCUCUGCAACUCACAAACACUGUGGCUUUUUGGUGUCUCCUGAACUGCUCUAUGCCUCAGCAAGAUGCUUUUUUGGAGUGCUGCUGGGAUUUUCAGAAACAAGUGGCACUAAACAUAGAAAAUCUAGAUUUUUUUUUUAUCUUUACACUUGUGAAUAGGCUUGUGGCGCCUUUGUUUGGAUCUGGCCUUGCAAGAGCCCAUAUCUGAGGAGUCAGUCCACCUACAACUACUGCAAUGCAGGAGUACAGACAGUGACAUUUCAUUAUGUGGUAAGUGCCAAAAGUUUGGUCUCUUUGUUCAUAGAGGUUUUCUUUUUUCUUAUCCCUUUUUAUUUUUGUUGUCAAAAUCUUUUCUGUCUAUGUCUUAGUAAAAGUUCUCCUGACUGACGAAGUGUAUUCAAUCACAAAAACAUCCUCAGAGAAACACAGCACUUACUCACCUCCAGAGCACCCAGUGCAAUGUUGCACAAGCUGCUGAAAUAAACAUCUGAAGUUAUUUUUCACUGGGUAAAUGGAUGGCUGGACCACAACCACAGAGCAACAAAGCAUACCUGAGAUUUAGUCUCCAUCCUUCUGUCAAGGACAGAGUGUUGGCAGCUUCACCAGCCCAGCCCAUGCCUCUCCACCCAACCUCAAUAACUUGGGUCUCCAGACUGCUGUCAGGUACACUUUGCAUGGACUAAGUGGCUACCAAAAGAAAAAGGCAGUGGAAAUUUGGCUCCUGGGCUUGUAUUCAUCACUCUUUAGACAAAAAAAGGGGAGCAGGUUGCUAAUAUCUGUUCUACACAAGGUCUGAGUGACUGUUAAAAAUGCUUCUUAUAUGGGAGUUGGGGAGUUGGAAAAGUGUGGUUUUGCAGAUUGCAUUGUUGUGGUCCUUUUUUUUUUCCCAAAUAAAUGAGUCACUAGACACUU